AUGGACGCCCCCUCUAACUCUGCCUCCUCCUCCUCCUCCUGCCCCGCUGCUGCCCCCCCGGCUGACGGGCAGGAUGACAGGGCCGCGCCUCGGCCCGCUCAGGACUCUCCUGCCUCUCCAGCCACCAAAGAACCCCCCCUCUCGGACCCUUCCUCCUCUUCCUCCUCUGAUGCCCCCUCUCCCAACGACACCAUGAGGCCCUGCUCCGGUUCCCAAGCGGUGCUCGGCUCCGCGAAGCUCCCGGCCGCCAUCUUGCCCGGGCCUCUCCUCCAAGCCGACUGCGGCCUCGUGACGCCAAACCCACCGCCUUCCCCGCAAGUGGCGCCACCCGGAGAAGAUGGGAAGAAGCAAGAAGCAGAAGGCGGCAGAGAGGGGGAAGAGGAUGGCGGGCACAAGGCCCCGCUCUUCUUCUCCGCCGAGGGCUCGGCCUAUCUCCUCAGCGGCGGCCACGUUCUCUUACCAAAGGGCUCCCUAAGCACCACAUCUCCCCAGGUGUCCGUCCUCCACGUCCAGCGCGGUGGAGGCCCAAACCAAGGCUUUACGUCUACUGACCAAAUGUCCCAGAAUACCUCAGCGCCAGGCGAGUGGACCCCUCACGGCGCCUUCUACAGUUUCCGACUGGCCAGGGCCCCCCCUCGAACCAUGUCUGCCAAAAACGCUCCCACCAAACCCAAAGAUGCCCCUGCCGCCGCCCUGGCGGAGGACGAGGAGAACCUCAAAGGGGAAGCUGACCUUGGCCGAGAAGGGGAGCUGCCGUCCCCACCCAUCUGGCUUUGCCUGAUCUGCCGCCUCUCCUUCUGCCGGGGGCGCCCCUUGGCGGCUCAUGCCCGCGUAGCCCACGGGGCGCAGCUGAGCCCCGACGAAUGCCAGGCCCUGUCUGGAGGGGCUUCUGCCGUGUUCCAAGGCACCGCGCUUGGCUUCCUCGAACCAAAUAAGCCCACCACCAAGGCAGACCUCAAUGUCCGAAUGUGUAGCAGAUGGGUGAAUGUAACGGAGGAGGAGGAGGAGGAGGAAGAGAAGAAGAAAAAGAAAAAGAAGGGGAGCCCAGGAAAACCAUGCGAGCCACCAGAUGCCAAAGAGUCAAGGAUCGGCGGCGAGCCCUGGGCAAAGGGAGGCGCGGAGGAGAAACCAGAAGAGGAAAAGGAGGAGGAAGAGGAGGAGGAGGCAGCAGCAGUGGCGGCCGAAAAUCAGAAAGAGGAAGGAAGGCUUCUCCCAGACCAAAGCUCACACGGCCAAAGCCCACCCACGGGUGCCAGCACCCCUCUCUCAGAGACGCCACUGAAGAAGGCCAACAGCAACGACGCUGCAGCUGACGUAGGGUUGCCCAAGGAAGACGCCAACGCGGAGUUGGCCAACGAAGCCUCCAGUGCAGAGCUGGCCAGAGACACCGCUCGCGCCGAGUCAGCCGGCGGGACGAACAGCUCCGGGUUGGGCACCAAAGUGAACAACGACAGCCCAGCCAACACCAACCCGGACGCCGGUCGGGUUGGGUUGACCCACGACGCUGGCGCAGCCGACGUGACGCAUGGAACCGUCAGUGUUGGGAUGGCCAGCGAGAUGGUGAGCGCCACGUUUGAGGUCAACAACGGGCUGAGCGGUAGUAGCAGCAGCAGCAGCCACAACGGAGGGCACUCGCUUUCCUUUGGGGAAGACUUCACCGCCAUGGCCUACUCGGGGUUGACUUUGUCCGGCCACAUGUCCUUGCUGCACUCGCGCAACUCCUGCAAGACCCUCAAAUGCCCCAAGUGCAACUGGCAUUACAAGUACCAGCAGACCUUAGACGUCCACAUGAAGGAGAAGCACCCCGAGAACAACAGCCACUGCGCUUACUGCAGCACCGGCGGGCCGCACCCUCGCCUGGCCCGGGGCGAGAGCUACAACUGCGGCUACAAGCCCUACCGCUGCGAGGCCUGCAACUACUCCACCACCACCAAGGGCAACCUCAGCAUCCACAUGCAGUCCGACAAACACCUGGCCAACCUGCAGGGCUACCAGGCCACGGGGGGAGGCGGCGGGGCCCCCUCGGUGGCGGCCCCGGUGGCCCCGACCCCGUCGUCGCCCGAGGAGAAGGAGUCGAAAGGCAAAUCCUCCUGGCAGUGCAAAGUGUGCAGCUACGAAACCAACAUCUCCCGCAACUUGCGUAUCCACAUGACCUCCGAGAAGCACAUGCAAAACAUGCUCUUGCUCCACCAGGGGCUGCCCCUGGCACUGCCCGGUCUCCUGGGGCAGGCCCAAGCCACGCCAGGGGGCAAGGGGCAGCCGGAGCUCUUCCAGUUCUAUGGCGCUCAGGCCCUGGGUCACUCGCACCAUGCACACCCCCACCACGCUCACGCCGCGGGCAGCUCAGCCCUGCGGGGGGACAAGCCCAUGGAGCAAAGCCAGAUCUUGCUCAACGGAGGCUUCCCACACCUCAACGCUGCCGCUGGCAGGAAGAUGGCUGCCUUGGGCUCAGGUAAGCAAUGGUCGCCUCCCCUCCCCAAUCAUGGCCACCGCUGCUUCUGUCCACGUGGGAUCUAAAGGCUGGGUGGGAGCCUCAAUUGAUAAUGAACAGGUCUCUUGUGUCGUUUGUUCUCUCCCUUCCCUUAUGGACCACAUUCCCACAAUACAUUUAAAGCCCUGUGAACAGUCAUGGCUUCCCACAAAGAAUCCUGGGAGAUGUAGUUUGUUAAGGGUUCUGAGAGCUGUUAAGAGACCCCUUAUUCCUUCCGCAGAUCUACACCUCCAAGGGCUGUGACUGUUUGAAGGGGUAUCAAAGAGCUUUAAAUGUGCUGUGUGAACGUGGCCACAGUCUCUACUCUUGUUUUGUUUUUUGGUCUUUGCAGUUUUUCUUUCUGCUCCUUUCUGUUUUGCUCCUCUCACUCGCUAUCUCCCCAGCUUCGGUGUAUUGCCAUUAUGUAGUUUGUGUUAUUCAUAUUGCAUUUUUGUGUUGCGAACUGCCUUGAGAUCUACUGAUGGAGGGCUGCAUGCGAAUUUAAUCAAUAAUAAUAAUAAUUAAUAAUAAUUUGGGACGCAGGUGGCACUGUGGGUUAAACUAGAGAGCCUAGGGCUUGCCGAUCAGAAGGUUGGUGGUUCAAAUCCCUGCGACGGGGUGAGCUCCCGUUGCUCGGUCCCUGCUCCUGCCAACCUAGCAGUUCGAAAGCACCUCAAAGUGCAAGUAGAUAAAUAGGUACCGCUCCGGCGGGAAGGUAAACAGUGUUUCCGUGCACUGCUCUGGUUCGCCAGAAGCGGCAUAGUCAUGCUGGCCACAUGACCCGGAAGCUGUACGCCGGCUCCCUCGGCCUAUAGAGCGAGAUGAGCGCUGCAACCCCAGAGUCGUCCGCGACUAGACCGAAUAGUCAGGGGUCCCUUUACCUAAUAAUAAUAGUAAUAAUAAUAAUAAUAAUGUUUUGAAGUGUCUCUCCCUCUCCGUCCAUAGGCAGUCAUUCUGCCGCCCUUCUCCCCACAGCUCCUGCAUCGCUCUCUCCAGAGCCUGCCCCGCCUUCCCCGCUGCCGCCCCACUCUGCGCCAGACCUGGGGGCUCCCCAGAGGCUGUUUGGGUGCCUGGUGUGCCAAGCCUUCAACACGGACAGCCUGGAAGCGCUCCUGAGGCAUGCGUCGGCCCCCCGCUCGCUGCCCGAGGCCGAGUGGAAGGAGGUGUCGGGCGACUUGCACCGCUGCCGGCUCUGCGCCUACGGCACCCAACUGAAGGCCAACUUCCAACUGCACCUCAAGACCGACAAGCACGCCCUCAAGUACCAGCUGGCGGCCCACCUGCGCGAAGGGGGCAGCCUCGGGGCCCACAUGGGGGCGGAGCUUCCACUCGGCCCGCCCCUCCACCUGCACUGCAAUCUCUGCGAAUACGAGACCAACAGCAAGGAGAAGAUGAGGCUGCACGUGGCGGGGGCUGGCCACCAGGAGGCGCUGCAAGGCUACAAGGUGCCGGGGUCUGAGGGGAGUGGACGGGGCUUGUGGAUGACACGGGGAGCGGCCUUCCUCCAACUCCCGCCAAAACGGGGGUGGAGCUAAGCUGUCCUUUUCAGGGCGUUCCUAACAGGAAGUGGGUGGAGCCAAGCAGAAAGGGGGUGGAGCCACCGGAACGGGAGGGGCUUUAGAGGAAUGGAGGCACGCCAUAAGGGAAAGAGGGAAAGGGUAGGCGUGAGAAGGGACAGGUGCGAUCCACCUGGAACGUUGAACGGAUCCCAUGUCCUUGCUAUCUGCAAUUCUUUCCUUCUCUCCCGCUAGUUCCUCCUGGAAAUGGAGGCCACAUCAGCAGCGCCGCCAGGCCCCGAACCUGCCCCAUUCCGCUGCCUCCUUUGCAACACGGACGCGCCGAACCGCCUGGCCAUGAUCCAGCACCUGCGCUCUCCCCAGCACCGCGACUCCCAUGGCCAGUGGCGCCUGCAGCUCCUCCAGAACGGAGAAGGCACCCCGGGCCUCGAGAGAUACAUCUGCUUUGCUCCCGCCAACCCCGCUGGUAACGGCCCUGCAGGUUGGCCAUGGCGGGCACCCCGUGCCGCCGGAGAGGGUGGCAAACCCGCAGAAGGUGCCAGGCUGCAGAUUUGCGCUGAAUGAAGGGCAUAAAUGGUGGAUGGUGGGGAAUAGCAGCAAUAGUAGUAGGGGCUGAAUUUUGAGGAGAAGAAACAGCAAUUCUUGCAAAUGUUCAAAGUGGCAAGGCUGUGGGAGGUUUUUUUUUGGGGGGGGGAGAACUGAAGGUCGGAUACCAAAUACUCUUUCAUUCCUCCAUUGUCUGCCCGCCUUCUCCCCCCCUUCUCUCUUUCACACCCCCUUUGCUUCGCCACGUCUUCCCCUUUUGCUCUGCGUUUAAUGCAUGCCUGUGUCCGCAGAUAUUCAAGCGAGAAGCUGCUGAACGCUCCAGCCUCCUCUUCUUCCACCGCCGCCAACCUCCCUCUCCUUCUCUCCCUCCCCCUCCCCCCCCCAGCUUCAUAAUGGAUUAUGACAGAUACUGGGGUGGUUGCCUAGCAACUCGCAGGAAGAAUGAAGGAGAGGAGAAAUGAGAAAGAGAGAUGUAGGGACCGCAGCUGGGCGGGGGGGGGGGGGAGGGAGAGGAAGAGAGGGAAAAGGGAAGAGAGAAAGAAAUAGGGAGGAAGGAUAGAGAUCGCCUUUCCUCCCUUCCUCCCCCUUCUCCUCCUAGCUGGUAGCUGCCCUCAUCCACCUCCCGUCAGGUGCCCAGGGCGGGCACCCCCCCCCCACGUGAUGCGAGUUGGCCUCGUUCCCAGCUUCAAAUUUAUCUUUCAAAACAUUGUUGACCCUGCAAAUGUUCUGCCUCCCCCUAACGCACACCUGAGAGCGUGCAGAAGUGUCAACAAGGAUCAGCUGCAUAAAAUGCAGUGUGGGAAGGGGAGCUGUGUGAGUCGUGGGGAGGCUAAUGAGGGGAUCCAGUCCUGAGGACAGACUCCAAGCCAAAAGAUGGGAAUGGGUGGGUUUGGCUGGGUGGGUAAAUCAGUCCUGGAUAAGGGGAUCAUUUUUAAAUUUUUGAGCAGGGACCUUAGUGGAAGCGAAAGCAUAGGAUGCGGGUGUCCGGGGUGGGUCGCUGCUUAUGUGGGGAAGGCAUAUGGGGAGAUUCGAGGCAGUUAGGACAAGGCAAUAGGAAAAGUGUGCACCGGGAAAGGGGGGUCGGUUUGCCGGAUGAGAACACCCUGCGUUGUGAGAAAUGGAGGUCUUAACAUCUUGGCGGGUGUAUUGAAUAGUGUUAAUUGAGUUGCCAAUGGCAGUGAGGUUGCUACUGCCGGGCGGGAAGGCAAGUCCGUUCGAUAUUAACGAUCCCACUUGGGUUGAGAGUUUAAUUAGUCUCUGACGAGGAUAAAGUCCUGGAUCGUGCGUCAUGCCGGCUCUCGCAGCGUCGGCGGCGGAAUUCCCUCCUCUCUCGUCUCCCUCUCCCCCCACCCUACCCCCCAAGUUUCCCACCUUCCAAACUCCCAGGUGAAAGAGGAGGAGCAGGAAUAUCAGCCAGGCUAUCUGGGUGGUGGAGGUCUCUGGAAGUUGGGCCACAGCUCCCAUCAUCCCUGACCGUAGGCCAUGCUGGCUGGGGGCUGGUGGAGCCCAAUAGCAUCUGGAAAGCCCACCCCCCAUUUCACUUCUCCCUCCACCCCACACCCACGUAUGGUUCUCUCCCCGUCUCCAGGGAAAGAAACACUGCCAGAGAACUUGCCCCCCGAAAAGGAAACGCAGAGUAAAGCCCAGGCGGCUGGUGAGUGACUCCUCCCCUCUUGUGCAAAGCCACGCCCACUGGUGAGGUUGCUGCUCCUUGAAGCCACGCCUACAUUGCUGGCCACGCCCCUAGCCCCUCCCUCGUGGUGGCAGCCCGUGCGAAAGGCUCCUCCCAUUCAGGGAUGCCAAACACCCCAAAUGUUUGAGCCCCUCUUGAUUUCUCCAGCGCCACCCUCCCUUCAAGAGGCGGUGUUCUGUUGAAAAGCACAGCUAUCCUCAACCAGGGGGCUGGAGCGCCAGGAAUAGGAGGAAAAGACCCUGCAAUGCCUUCCCUCGGUUUUGAGUGUUGUCUUAAGUGCAGAGUCCCAUUUUGCCACCGCGACUGCUGCAAAAGGAAUAAUACCAGGGGUAUUUGUGGGCGAGUCCCAGCAAGUCUGGCUCCUCGCUUCCGUGAGGCUGGCUGUUUUUAUUAUCCUUAUUAAAUUUAUUACCUGCCCUUCUCCAGUUGGUCCCAGGGCGGGUUAUGGCGAUUUUAAAAAAUUCAGCAUUUCAAAUAUCUUGCGCUUGCAGAAAUAGGGAUGGUUGCACUGGGGGGUCGGCGGCUGCCAAGGCAUCCUUUUCAGGGUGCCUGAUUCAAUGCCCCCCCCCACUCAGCUGUCCCCACUGCAGUGGGCAGGGGGUCCUUGUCUGGUACCACCCCCAAGAGCCCCUCUCUCGCCCCACCCCUCCAUCAGGCCUCAAAGCCCCUUGGAGCUUUUAACCGCCAUUUUGAAAGUGUCUGCAGGAAAACACCAUAACAUUCCCCCCCCCCUUUCUUUCCUUCCCGCAGGUUCUGACGAGACUGAAACGAAAGCUGGAGGUGUGGGAGACACUACAGUGAGUGGCGCUUAUUGGGGGGCUUUGCGGGGGGGGCAGAGGUGGGGGAAUCACACAGUGUCUCUGAAGCCCCUGCCGCCUCCAUUUUAACCCUCUCUCUACACGAUUCAAUGGUGGCAGCCUCAAACAUCCCAGUGAAACUUGGCAGAUUAGAUUUUUUUUUUUGCUUGCUUGUUCCUGGUGGGGGGCCAAAUGGUUGAAUUAAAAACAGAAAUUCAGCAUCUCUGCCUAGCAGGUGGGGGGGGGAUGAGAUCCACCCUGAUGAAACAAAUUGGGCAUGACCAGCUGUGAAAUACACAAUGUUAACCGUACCACUGCAUCUUCAAAGCCUGUUUCUUGAAUGGGAAUGUCUACUUAUACUGGUCCCAUCCUAUUACUCUCUGUCUGUUCUGACGCCAACCUUUGCCCAGCCCAGAAAGGCCUGUGAUUCUCAAGAUGAAAACGUUGGCAAGGCUGUGCAGACGGGAUCAGAUCGGUCCUUGCAACAAGCCCUUCGAUGUUAACUAGCGUUGGGUUUAUUAUGCCCGUUUUACAGCUGCCCCCCACUGAGCACACGGGCGUGGACCUGGCGGUCCAGGAAAGCAACAGAACCUCUCAUUUUCACUCAACCCUUGACCAGCCUUGUGCUAUCGGCAGAUACCAAUCAGCCCUUAGGUGAAAUCCUGACACAGACACUUUCAUGUCUCUCUUUGAUCCUUCAGCCUAAGGCCUUUAAGCCACACACAUUCCCCGGUCUGCCGCUUGGGGCACUAGCUUGUUUGCGUGUAAGAAAAGGCAAUAUUUUGGGGUGUGGGGAGGGGAGAGAGUUUAUUUAUUUUCUUCCGAAGAUGGCCCAGAACCAAGAUGAGCAGGUGGGAGCAAGCAUGUGCCAGCUCCAUCUUUUUAAUGAUUACUUUGUGAUUUCCCUAUUAAAACUUUUUGUUCUCUUUCGUUCUGCCUACACCGCCACGCCUCCUCCCUCAAAUCCUCAAUAAAAUAUAUAUGCAAAUCCCCCUUUCCCCCCAGGUGCCAGGAAGAGACAGCCUCCUGCUUCCUGGAGCUAACCUUUUCUUUUCUCGGACCUCCAUCUCUCUCCCCCCCCCUUCUUCUUGCCAAACAGGUGUUCUGCUGCCCCUACUGCAAUUACACCGACCAAUCAGCCGAAGCCGUCCGGGCUCACACCAUCUCCCAGCAUGCCGUGCAGCCCAAAUUCCGAUGCCCGCUCUGCCAGGAGCAGCUGGUCGGGCGCACCAACCUCCACUUCCACCUCAGCCACAUUCACAACGUGGUGCCCGAAUGUGUGGAGAAGCUGCUUCUGGUGGUGAGUUGUUGACUCAGUGGGCACCUCUCCCUGCCCCUCUUCCCUGCCCCGCUUAAUGUUGGAACCAUAUUAAGGGUGGAGGGGAUACAAUCGCAGAAACUGCUUUUUCACAUGCCACUAACCCUUUGCAGGUAAUUCAACAGGUGAAGCUUUUCCUUCUCUGGAAAGCUUGACCUGUUGGGUCUGUGCCCGUCACGCUGCUGUCAAAGAGGUGGGGACUGUGCUUGACAACAGGGGCUGGGGAAGAUGUGGGGACCCAGUGGUGAGGACAACAGGGGGUUAUUGUGUUCUUGUUUUUAUUUCGAUUACAGUGGUACCUUGGUUCUCAGACUUAAUCCGUUCCGGAAGCCUGUUCCAAAACCAAAGCGUUCCAAACCAAGGCGCACUUUCUCAAAGAAAGUAACGUAAAAUGGAUUAAUACGUUCUAAACUUUUAAAAACAACCCCUGAAACAGCCAUUUAACAUGAAUUUUACUAUCUAACGAGACCACUGAGCCAUAAAAUGAAAGCAAUAAUCAAUGUACUGUACUAUAAAAUAAAUAAGACAGUAUUGUAGAUGAUAAAAAAUAUAUAUUUUUUCUUACCUCUACUGAUGAUAGUCAUUGUUUGGAUGGGGGGCUUUUAUCCAUUUCCUCAGUCACACAAUCAAUCCAUCAGUAGCUGAACUGUCACAAAAACAAAUUAACCAAAAUAGCCUCAAAAACAAAAACCACAAAAUAAAUAGCAAAAACAAAAGCGCCAAACUUAAUCCGUUCUGGAAGUCCAUUUGAUUUCCAAAAUGUUCAAAAACCAAGGCGCGGCUUCUGAUUAGUGCAGGCGCCCAGGCAACAACAGCCGACAGCCACACUGGAUGUUUGGCUUCCGAAAAACGUUUGAAAACCAAAACACUUCCGGUUUUUCAGAGUUUGGGAACCAAGGCGUUUGAGUACCACCACCCUGAGCCCGGCUUCUGCUGGGGAUGGCGGACUAUAAAUAAAAAUUUAUUAUUAUUAUUAUUAUUAUUAUUAUUAUUACCAAUGCGUUUGAGAAUCAAGGUGCCACGGUAUAUAUCUUGAGGUUUUAUAUUUUGAUUUUGUUCUAUGAACCAACCUGAGACCUCCAGGUAUAGGGUGGUACAGUGGUACCUCGGGUUACAUACACUUCAGAACAAAUUAAGUACUUAACCCCGAGGUACCACUGUAUAUAAAUUCUAAUCAUCACCAUCAUCAUCAUCCAGAGAGCCAAGUGGGGGCGUCAUUAGGAGGGAGGUGUUUGUGGCCCCACCAACUGGUGAGCUUUAGCCUAUUUCCACCAUUCGUAAAAUGGCCGCAGCAGCAUUUUUAAAAUACUUUAUAAAUUGGGGAGUGGGGAACCUGCGGCCCCCAGUUCUGCAUCCGUGCUCCAAAUGAUCACUAAUAACUGGCUCCUCUCUUCCCCAUCCUGCCUUUGGCUCAUAUAAUUCUGCCUUUUCUUCUUCUUGACCUUCUCUCCAGGCCACUACUGUGGAAAUGACCUUUGCCACCAAAGUUAUCCCUGGCCUCAACCUCCCUCCUGACCCAGUAAAGCCAGGUGGGACGCCCAGCUCAGAGCAGGGGUCUGGGAACGAACCUGAAAGCCCUCUUGCUGGUAAGUAGCGUGUGGACUGCAAAGAGAGGGGCUUUCACCUUUCACCUGCUAAGGGUAGCAUCAAGAUGCCAGGGAUUUCGUGGCAACCGGGACGCCUAACCUCCCCUUCCUGGCAACCCUUGCCAAAAAACCAAAAAAUUAAGCAGGAAGAGGCAGUUACUGGCAGGACGAAUCAAGGGCUUUGUCGUGCCUAUUCUCAAGCUUCUCUGUCUGGAGAGCAUGAGGACUAGAAACCUGCUUCCUGGGAAACUCAUAAGGCUUCUUAGGAUGCCACAAGCGUUUGUAUUGGUUUGAGAAGCAGUACAAACGCAAUCCAAUGGUGCACUGACAGAAGCAAAGCAUAUUAAGUAACACAAGUCCCUCUUGUAGGGCAGGGGCUGUAAACUCCCCAAAUAUUUAGCCCUCCUAGAUAUCAGAAAUUGGGAAUGAGGUCAAGGCAGUACUUGUCCUGCUUCAUUUGAACACACACCCUACAAAAAUCCAAGCAGCUAAUUUACACAGAUCUACAUUUACAGAUGAGGCAGGAAGCGUCAAGGUAUGAAAAGCGUCAUGGAUAAAAAGACUAAUUCCCCCCCAGGCAGUGAGGCCUGCAUUUUGCCAGGAAACACACCUGCUCUCAGCAGGUGCCCCUGGGGAUUCCCAGCCGUUUUUGGACAAACUCUCUAGCAAACACCUAGAACUGUGGGGUUGGUAAAGACAGACCAAGCACCAUAGAAUCAAGGGACUGUAGAGUUGGGUCUCUUCCACAGACAGGGCCACAGUGACUGUGAUGUCAGCCUCCCUGCCCCUGGAGAUGCCUGCGGUUCCGGGGGGAGGAUGAGGAAAGGGAUCACAACGAUCACCUAGUCCAACUCUCUGCAAUGCGGGAGUCUUUUGCCCAACAUGGGGCUCGAACCCAAGACCCUGAAAUUAAGAGUCUCGUGCUAGUUGCUGUGCUAUUUGCGAUCGACUGUGGCAAGCUAUACUUCUGCACCUAGAACCUCCAUGCACACACACAAAUACAUCCUGGCUAAGGAACGACAAAACGAUGCCUUAUGAGGAACGGCUAAGGGAGCUGGGCAUGUUUAGCCUGGAGAAGAGGAGGUUAAGGGGUGAUAUGAUAGCCAUGUUCAAAUAUAUAAAAGGAUGUCACAUAGAGGAGGGAGAAAGGUUGUUUUCUGCUGCUCCAGCUAAGCGGACACGGAGCAAUGGAUCCAAACUACAAGAAAGAAGAUUCCACCUAAACAUUAGGAAGAACUUCCUGACAGUAAGAGCUGUUCGACAGUGGAAUUUGCUGCCAAGGAGUGUGGUGGAGUCUCCUUCUUUGGAGGUCUUUAAGCAGAGGCUUGACAACCAUAUGUCAGGAGUGCUCUGAUGGUGUUUCCUGCUUGGCAGGGGGUUGGACUUGAUGGCCCUUGUGGUCUCUUCCAACUCUAUGAUUCUAUGAUUCUAUGAAAACAGGCUGUGGGGGAAACUGAUGGUAGCUUCUCUAUCUCUCCUUUUUCUUUCUUUCUCCUACAUCAGCACCACCCACAGGGGAGAAAUCCUCUCCGGCUCCUGUGCUUUGCCCUGAAACUCCUCCUCCUCCAGCCUCCCCUGCUCCACCUGCUGACCCCCCAGAAAAGCCACCCCCAACCUCUUCUCCACCUCCUCCUCCACUGCCGCCGCUGCCACCGCCACCACCACCUCCUCCUUCAGUUGCUCCUCUGGAGUUUGAAGACGAAGAUGCUCCACAUCCGAACGCUCCGUUGGAGGAGGCGCCACCACCACCGCCACAGGCUUCAGCCGAGGCUCCUGAGGCCUCUCCGCUCGCCCUGCCCAGCCAAGACCCCCGUCACCCGCUGUCCUACCGCAAGGCGACCAAUUUCGCCUUGGAUAAGUUCCUCGACCCGGCCCGCCCCUACAAGUGCACGGUGUGCAAGGAGUCCUUCACGCAGAAAAACAUCCUCUUGGUGCACUACAACUCCGUCUCCCACCUGCACAAGAUGAAGAAGGCCUCGGCCGACCCCUCCGCGCCGUCCCGGGGCGAGCCCGGCGCCGCCGGCGUUCUCCAGCCCUCCUCGGACAAGCCCUACAAGUGCACCACCUGCCGGGUCUCCUACAACCAGAGCUCCACGCUGGAGAUCCACAUGCGCUCCGUCCUGCACCAGACCCGCUCCCGCGUCGCCAAGAUGGAAGCCGCCGGCAAAGCAGAGCUGCCGGCCGCCGAGCCGGAUCCCCCGUGCGAAGCGCCGCUGGAAGCGGAAGCCCCCAAGCUCCUGGAGGCGGGCUGCGUGCAGGUGCCCACGCUCCCGUUCCUGGCGCCGUCCGCGGCAGAGCUGCAGCGCUUCCCUGCGCCCUUGUUCACUCCGCCGCUGCUGCCGCCCUUCCCGCUGGUCCCAGAGUCGCUCCUGAAACUCCAGCAGCAACAGCAGCUGCUGCUCCCCUUCUACCUGCACGACCUCAAGGUGGCCCCCAAGCUGGCUUUGGCCACCCCAGCACUGACCCUCCCGGCCACGCCACCCGUGCUGCUGCCACCUCUGCCAGCCAAGGAAGAGCAGGCGCCGGCAGCCGCUGCUGGCUCCAAACCAGAGGCGCCGGAAGAGACCGAAGCUGAGGAGGCCGAGGGAGGCCAGCAAGGGAGCGAGGCAUCCCGCACGGCUGCCAAAGCCCUCCUGGAGAACUUUGGGUUUGAGCUGGUGAUCCAGUACAACGAGGGGAAGCAGCCUGCCGCCCCCGCCCCGGCUGCACCUCCGCGCCCGCCGGCGGGCAAGCUCUUGUGCGGCGCAUGCGGGAAGCAGUUCUCCAACAUGCUCAUUCUGAAGACGCACGAGGAGCAUGUGCACCGGCGGUUCCUGCCCUUCGAGGCGCUCAACCGCUACGCUGCCCAGUUCCGGAAGAGCUAUGACAGCAUGUAUCCCCCUCCGCCGCCGGCACUGCCCAUCGAGACGGCCACUGCCACGACGACUGCCCCAACUACUGCCGCUGCCACAGACACCACCACAGUGACCGUGCCAGCCGCCCUGCCCCUGGAGAUCCCCCCGCUCUGCCCUCCGUUUUUAAUGCAGCCCAUGCCAGUGGUGGUGCCGCCGCUAGAGAGCGAGACCCCCCACGUGCCUCCCGAGCGCUUGAAAUCCUUGUGGUUCCGGGGGGAGGAAGAGGAAAGCGGCAGUGGGCCCGGGGUUCCUGAGCCUCUUCGCGGGGGCUUCCCGUCCACCCGGCGCUUCUCCCGCACCAAGUUCACAGAGUUCCAGUCUCAAGCCCUACAGUCUUUCUUCGAGUGCAGCGCCUACCCCAAAGACGGCGAGGUGGAGCGGCUGUCUGCAAUGCUGGGGUUGCCCAACAGAGUCAUCGUGGUUUGGUUCCAAAACGCCCGCCAGAAAGCGCGGAAAUGCGGCGGGAGCGAGGCUAGCGUGGGGGUCGGAGGUGCCGCGGUGCAGCCCUCCUGCAAGAAAUGCCGGGCGUCCUUCCGCUGUAUCUUUGAGCUCAUGCGCCACCUUAAAAAGUGCUACAACGACCAGCCGGUGGAUGCGGAGGGAGAGGGGGCUGAGGAGGAGAACGAGGGCCCUGAGGAAGAGGAGCAGGAGGAGGAGGAAGAAGAAGAGCAGCAGCAGCCGCAGCAACAGCAGCCGCCCGAGCCUUCAGGGGCUGACGGAGAAGCCAAGAUUGACAGCACUGGAGAUAAACCUCAGGAGGAGGAACAACCCACGGCCCCUCCCGAAAGUGCAAGCACCCAUUCCUGUGACCACUGCACAGCCAAAUUCUCAAGCGUCGACCUCCUCAAUAUCCACCGUGUUUCUCACAUGCCAGCAACCGGCCCUCCGCCAGCCCCAGUUGCCCCCCAGCCUCCCCUGGAUUUGGCCCCGCUGGUGUUUGGUGACCGCGCCGCCCACCCAGACCCCUCCCGGGCACAGAAGCGGAAGCACGAGGACGGGAGCUUGUCACCCACCGGCAGCGAGUGCGCCAGCGUGGCGGGAGGGGACAGCGAGCCCCCCCGGGACAAGCGCCUGCGCACCACCAUUUUGCCGGAGCAGCUGGAGAUCCUGUACCGCUGGUACAUGCAGGACUCCAACCCGACCCGCAAGAUGCUCGACUGCAUCUCCGAAGAGGUUGGACUCAAGAAGAGGGUGGUUCAAGUGUGGUUCCAGAACACGAGAGCCCGCGAGAGGAAGGGUCAGUUUCGGUGCAACGCCAGCACGGCCAACGCAACCGGCAAGCCCUCACCGGUGCUCCCCUCCGCCUUCCCAAAGUUCAGUCCUCUGCCGCGAGACCCGACCAUCCACUACGGAGCGGCCUUUGCGCCCAGCCUCUCUGCGGUGAGUUUACAGCUACCUCCAGCAAAGCCAGAGAUUCCUGCGGAGCCACAAGCGCAGGAAGAAGCAGCCGAAGAAGAAUUGCAAAAAGAGAACGAAGACCGGAGCCUGUCGGGAGGGGAGAUGAGCGACUCGUCUUCCUCCUCCUCCUCGUCGCUGGCCGAUCUGGAUUUCUCUGGCAGCCGGCGGAGCCGAGGGGCAGACGGCGGCUUUGGAGGCAUGCACGACGCUUUGGGCCAGCGGCGGUAUCGCACGCAGAUGUCCAGCCUGCAGCUGAAGAUCAUGAAGGUUUGCUACGAGGCCUACCGGACACCCACCAUGCAAGAGUGCGAGGUGCUGGGCGAGGAAAUAGGGCUGCCCAAGCGGGUGAUCCAAGUGUGGUUCCAGAACGCCAGGGCCAAGGAGAAGAAGGCCAAGGCUGCCAGCGGUGGCGAGGAGGGGCAUCCCAGCACUCCAUCGCAGGCCGAGUGCCCCUACUGCGAAGUCAAGUACGAUUUCUACGUGUCCUGCCGUGGGCACCUCUUCUCCCGUGGGCACCUCGCCCGACUCAAGGAGGCCAUCAAGGCCCAGCUCAAGAGCGAGAGCAAGUGCUAUGAGCUCGUGCCGGACAAAGGGACGCCAUCUCCCACCAGGCUGGGUGCCUCCAUGCCUCCCGCCACAGUGCCAUCUUCCCUUGGAAGCAUGGCUCCCUUUGCGCCAGGUGAGUGAGAGGUGGGAAGGAAAGGUAAGUUACGUUCAAGGAGGUUGGGGAUAGGGCCUCGUCUUUAAGCCGUGUUACAGGUUCGCCACUCACUAUGGGAUCUUUCCAGUCCAAUAUCUGCUCAGCUUCUCUCCACAAGUAUCGCUAGGUCUCCACAUGCUGCUCUGACCCUAAUCCCCACUUUGCGUGGAACUGGCGUCAUUUUCAUCCCAAGUAGUUGCUCUGUGUAGCAUUCUGGUUCUCCACACAAUCUUUCUCUUCUCCCAACUUUUUCCCCCUUUUCUUCCCACUAGCAUAGCCUUUCCUUCCCCCUGUCCCGUCCCUGAGGCUUCCAUUGUGCACGUCGGGAGUAGGUUGAGGUGAAAAUGGCGCCGAAAUCUCCUCCUCUUCCCCCUGCAUCUGGGGUGGUUCAUUGAGAGUGGUAGUUGGUGUCUUGUUACCAGAAUGAGAGGGCGUCCAUCUCAGCAACCAGUGGAAGCAGAUGUUGGGUUGUGGAAUUGUAGAAAUGUAGAGGAUCAUCUAGUCCAACCCCCUGCAAGACCCAACGUGGGACUCGAACCCCUAAUAAAUAACAAUAAUAACAAAUUUAUUAUUUAUACCCCGCCCAUCUGGAUGGGUUUACCCAGCCACUCUGGGUAGCUUCCAACAAAAUAUUUAAAAUACAUUAAAACAUCAGUCAUUAAAAACUUCCCUAAAUAGGGCUGCCUUCAGAUGUUUUCUAAAAGUCAGAUGGUUGUUUAUUUCCUUGACAUCUGAUGGGAGGGCAUUCUAUAGGGCGGGCGCCACUACCAAGAAGGCCCUCUGCCUGGUUCCCUGCAACCUCACUUCUCGCAGGGAGGGAACUACCAGAAGGCCCUCAGAGCUGGACCUCAGUGUCCGGACUCAACAAUGGGGGUGGAGACCAUAGCUGUCAAUGUUUCCCUUUUAUUAAGGGAAAUUCCCCUAUUCUGAAUAGGAUUUCCCUUAAAAAAAGGGAAAAGUUGACAGCUAUGGUGGAGACGCUCCUUCAGGUAUACUGGGCCGAGGUCGUUUAGGGCUUUCAAGGUCAGCACCAACACUUUGAAUUGUGCUCGGAAACGUACUGGGAGCCAGUGUAGGUCUUUCAAGAGAUUAACCCUGAGAUUAAGAGUUUCAUGCUCCCCGCCUGAGCUAUCCCAGGAGGGUUGGGCUGGGCUUUCCCGUCGUCCUGCAAAGACUCUGGCCCUAAGGCUUUGAAGCAGGGAGCCAGUGGAGGAAACAGGUGGAGGCAGCACACAACUCACACCUCUUUUCUCUCCCAACAGGCCCUUCCUCUUCCUCCUCCGGGGCCCUGAGCACCCCUUUGGCCUCCACGCAGCCGGGGCCCCCCUUACCUCAGCACCUCACUCCGGAACCGGCCCAGCUUGGCCCCUCCACAGAGCCGCCGGCACCUGCUCCAGAGACUUCCCCGGGCGACGGCCAGGCAGACCCCGCCUCCAGCUCAGCCCAGGAACCCUCCGUGCCCUCCACUGCCGCGGUGAAGAACCUCAAGACGUUGAAGGCCGCCGUGCCGGCCUUGCUGGGAGGCCAGUUCCUGCCCUUCCCAUUGCCGGCGGCAGCGACGGCGGCCGCCCCCUCGCUCUUUGGCGCGCAGCUGCCCGGGGCCUACUUCCAGCAGCUCUACGGCAUGAAGAAGGGGCUGUUCCCCAUGAACCCCGUCAUACCUCAGACGCUUAUGGGGCUGCUGCCCAGCCCCCUGCUCCCGACGCCCAUGCCCGAGCCGCCCGUCGAGGUGCCCGAGGCCCCCGGCAUCUCCACGGUUGACGUGACUCACCAGUACCUCUGCCGCCAGUGCAAGGCGGCCUUUGAGAGCGAGGGCGCCGCCGCCGCCCACCAGGCCACUUUCUGCUACUUUGGGCGCCAGCCCCCCGCGGCCCCGCCCCCGCUGCGGGUGCCCGUGUGCACCUACCACUGCCUGGCCUGCGAGGUGCUUGUGAGCGGGCGCGAGGCCCUGGGGGCCCACCUUCGCUCCAGCGCUCACCGGCGCAAGGCCGGAUCCAACGCAGCAACCGCAUCGGUGUUUGCCAAAGAGGAAUCCAAAUUACCUCACUCGGACUCCAGCCCAAAAAGUAACGCUACCUCUACGACACUACUAGCUUUAUAG
Messenger RNA from Podarcis lilfordi (Lilford's wall lizard), 17020 nucleotides. The record is from the annotation of a GenBank genome assembly. NCBI's taxonomy places the organism in Eukaryota, Metazoa, Chordata, Lepidosauria, Squamata, Lacertidae.